GAUCCAUGCAGGACACACGGCGGUGGCGCGGAUGUUUUUAAUGUCGUAUUUUAUAUUUUUUUCCGCUUCCGCGCGCCUGCUUCCGAUAACGCUCCCGGAGAGGGACUGUUCCCCACAUGGCCAUCGCGUCCCAGAGACGGUGCCGCCGCCGGAGCCUGUGCCAGGCCCCCCCUGGGAUGCCCAAGACGACAUUUCCGGGACAUGCCUGUCCUGACGUGGAAAUCGCAAGGAAAUGGGCCCUUAAACAGAUUAUUGAUGGCUUCAAAAAGGAAAUGCAUGGACACAGAAUUACCCCCUCAGGAAUCUGAAGAUCUUUUUCAGGAUUUAAGCCAACUUCAAGAGACGUGGCUCACAGAAGCUCAGGUUCCGGACAGCGACGAGCAAUUUGUCCCUGACUUCCACUCGGAAAACUCGGUAGCAUUUCACAGCCCCCCAGUGAAGAUCAAGAAGGAGCCUCGUAGCCCUGGCUCCGACCCCAGCCAGUCCUGCAGCCACAAGCAGAGCUUCAGCUACCCCGGUGGGGAGCAGUGCCUUUACGCCAGUGCCUAUGAGCAGAAGAGAGUUUUGGGACCCAAGACCUCGAGCCCCGGGACUCCAAUGUCUCCGAUGCAGCACUACUCCCCGAAACCCACCCUGGGCGUUCGGCCCGACUCGGGGUACAUGAACCCCCCAGGUGGCACCCCGUCCCUACACAGCCACAGCUUUCCCAUGGAGCACAGCUCCAAGUACCCGCAGCCUCCUGCAGAGAUGUGCCCCCAGUACCCAGCCCCGGGCCAGACCAUGCAGCGUGGCCAUGCCGCCCCGGUGGGGGGCGGGGGCGGGGGGGGGGGGGGAGGGGGGUACCAUCGGCAGCUCUCUGAUCCCUGCAUGCCAUAUCUGCAGCAGAGCUUUAAGCAGGAGUACCUCGACCCGCUGUACGACCGGGCCGGUCACAUGGCCGGUGUGGCCCCCCAGCGCUACCCCCCCGCCCACAUGAUGGUCAAGCAGGAGCCCGCCGACUACACCUACGAACCCGAUGUGCCGGGAUGCCCUUCCAUGUACCUGCAAAAUGAGGGCUAUGCUGCCACCAUGCACGGUAACGAAGGCUACUCCUUUGAGAACGACUCCCGCGUUGUCCCAGAGAAGUUUGAAGCGGAGGUGAAGCAAGAGGCGGGCAAUGUAUUCCGUGAUGGCGCCCCCUAUCAGCGCCGCGGGUCCCUACAGCUGUGGCAGUUCCUGGUGGCUCUGCUAGACGACCCAGGCAAUGCUCACUUCAUCGCUUGGACAGGCCGUGGCAUGGAGUUCAAGCUCAUUGAGCCAGAAGAGGUGGCCAGGCUUUGGGGGAUGCAGAAGAACCGUCCGGCCAUGAACUAUGACAAGCUGAGCCGCUCUCUGCGCUAUUACUAUGAGAAGGGCAUCAUGCAAAAGGUGGCCGGCGAGCGCUACGUCUACAAGUUUGUGUGCGAGCCCGAAGCCCUCAUCUCGCUGGCCUUCCCUGACAAUCAGCGGCCCAGCCUCAAGGCCGAGUUCGAGCGCUACGUCAAUGAGGAGGACACCGUGCCUCUGUCUCACCUGGACGAGGGUGCCGCCUACCCACCCGAGGCGGCCGCCCCCAGCAUGGGGGCCCAGCCCUACUCCAAAGGCUACAUGUACUGAAGGCCAGACCCUCUUGCACACACCCCACCUGCCCCCUUGUAUAUAUAUGGCUAUGGUGUUUUUUUUUUUUUUUGUUGUUUAAAUUAAUCCUAUUAGGGAUUCCCAAGGUUUUAAAAGCUGCAUUCUUCUCACUUCUGAGGCCUGUCCAAUCCAAAUACACAAUGGUGGUUAAACUGAUCGCUUAAUAAACACAGAAUAUUAAUACCACAGAGUCAGGCCUUUCCUUCAGCUCUGAAAACUUAAUCAUUACAUAGUUCUUCAGCUCUGCCCUUUGUACUUGCUUGCAACCACCGUACAUGUAUCAAAAUCUGAAAAAUGGUUAUAAUACUGUAUCAUACAAUUUUUACCGUUAACUCUAUAUAUAUAUAUAUAAGCUAUUAAAUGCUGAUACGUAUAACAA
Brienomyrus brachyistius is the source of this 2035-nucleotide messenger RNA. RefSeq names its product ETS variant transcription factor 4 (gene etv4). NCBI's taxonomy places the organism in Eukaryota, Metazoa, Chordata, Actinopteri, Osteoglossiformes, Mormyridae. Gene Ontology annotation, cellular component: nucleus. Gene Ontology annotation, biological process: cell differentiation; regulation of transcription by RNA polymerase II. Gene Ontology annotation, molecular function: sequence-specific DNA binding; DNA-binding transcription factor activity, RNA polymerase II-specific. The record is from RefSeq and is a predicted model, not a curated record.